Callorhinchus milii (elephant shark) is the source of this 4071-nucleotide messenger RNA. RefSeq names its product 2-oxoglutarate dehydrogenase, mitochondrial. Gene Ontology annotation, molecular function: thiamine pyrophosphate binding; oxoglutarate dehydrogenase (succinyl-transferring) activity. The transcript has 24 exons. Lineage: Eukaryota; Metazoa; Chordata; Chondrichthyes; Chimaeriformes; Callorhinchidae. The record is from RefSeq and is a predicted model, not a curated record. Gene Ontology annotation, biological process: tricarboxylic acid cycle. Bases 186 to 3293 code for a protein of 1035 amino acids. Gene Ontology annotation, cellular component: mitochondrion; oxoglutarate dehydrogenase complex.
AGUGAGUCAGAGACCUCGACAAACACAGAGAGAGAGAGAGGAGAGGAGAGAAACCCCGACCGACCGAAUCGAGGACAGGAAAGCAGUUAAUCGGACGCGAACGAAGAACGAGAGAGAGCGACAGAGAGAGAGAGAGACGGGGAGACUGGGCUCAGCAGGGCUGUGGUGAAUUCAGAAGCUGAAAGAUGCAUCGAUUAAGGACUUGUGCUGCUAAACUGAGGCCAUUGACUGCCUCGCAGACUAUAAAAACAUUGUCACACAAUGGGCCAGCAGUGUCUAGGACGUUUCAGCAAGGCCGUUUCUACACUUUGCCUGUAGCUGCUGAGCCUUUCCUGAGUGGGACUAGUUCGAACUAUGUUGAGGAAAUGUACUUUGCCUGGCUUGAAAAUCCCCAAAGUGUCCACAAGUCUUGGGAUAUAUUUUUCCGGAAUGCCAAUGCAGGAGCGUUACCGGGUACAGCGUACCAAAGCCCCCCUCCCCUGGGCACCAGCCUGGCCACCCUGACCCAUGCUGGAGUAAAAGCACAACCAAAUGUGGAGAAGUUGGUGGAGGAUCAUCUGGCAGUGCAGUCGCUGAUCAGAGCUUAUCAGAUACGAGGGCAUCACGUAGCUCAGCUGGAUCCACUAGGAAUUCUGGCUGCGGACCUGGAUUCGUCCGUACCAGGAGACCUAGUCACCGCCUCAAACGGAAUUGACGUUGCUGUCUGCGAGGAUCGCCUGAGAAAGUUGACGGUAGGAGGCUUUUACGGCCUCCACGAGUCUGAUCUGGACAAGGUCUUCCAUUUACCUACAACUACCUUCAUUGGAGGCAACGAGUCUGCCCUUGCUCUUCGGGAGAUCAUUCGGAGGCUGGAGAUGGCUUACUGCCAGCACAUUGGUGUGGAGUUCAUGUUUAUCAAUGACUUGGAGCAAUGCCAAUGGAUCAGACAGAAGUUUGAGACUCCUGGGGUCAUGCAGUUCACCAAUGAGGAGAAGAGGACCCUUCUGGCGAGGCUGGUCCGCUCCACCAGGUUUGAGGAGUUUCUGCAGAGGAAAUGGUCCUCUGAGAAGCGCUUUGGCCUGGAAGGCUGUGAGGUGCUGAUCCCAGCGCUGAAAACGAUCAUUGACAAAUCUAGCGAGAGUGGCAUUGAUAACGUCAUCAUGGGCAUGCCUCACAGAGGUCGUCUGAACGUGUUGGCCAAUGUGAUCAGGAAGGAGCUGGAGCAGAUCUUCUGUCAGUUUGACUCCAAGUUGGAAGCCUCUGAUGAGGGCAGUGGUGAUGUAAAGUACCAUUUGGGGAUGUACCACAGGAGGAUUAAUCGUGUGACAAACAGGAAUAUAACUCUGUCGCUGGUGGCUAACCCGUCUCACCUGGAAGCCGCGGAUCCUGUGGUACAAGGCAAGACUAAGGCAGAGCAGUUUUACCUCGGUGACACCGAAGGCAAGAAGGUGAUGUCCGUCCUCCUACACGGUGAUGCUGCGUUUGCAGGGCAGGGCAUUGUCUACGAAACCUUCCACUUGAGUGACCUCCCGUCGUACACCACCCACGGUACUGUCCACGUGGUGGUGAAUAACCAGAUCGGCUUCACCACAGAUCCGCGUGUGGCCCGCUCCUCUCCAUACCCCACUGACGUGGCCCGCGUGGUCAACGCUCCUAUCUUCCACGUGAACGGCGAUGACCCUGAGGCAGUGAUGUACGUGUGUAAUGUAGCCGCGGAGUGGAGGAACACCUUCCACAAGGACGUGGUGGUCGAUCUGGUUUGCUAUCGGAGGAACGGGCACAAUGAGAUGGACGAGCCUAUGUUCACACAGCCGCUGAUGUACAAGCAGAUCAAGAAGCAGAAGGCGGUGCUAAAGAAGUUUGCGGAGAAGCUGAUGGCUGAGGGGGUGGUCAACCAGCAGGAGUUUGAGGAGGAAAUGGCCAAGUAUGAUAAGAUCUGUGAGGAGGCAUACACCCGAUCGAAGGAUGAGAAGAUUUCUCACAUUAAGCACUGGCUGGACUCGCCCUGGCCUGGUUUCUUCACUCUGGACGGCCAGCCGAAAAGCAUGAGCUGUCCCCCCACUGGCUUAAAUGAAGAGAUGUUGGAACACAUUGGGAAAAUUGCUAGCUCCGUCCCUGAGGAGGAUUUCACCAUCCACGGAGGCUUGACUCGCAUCCUGAAGGGCCGGGCAGAGAUGAUAAAGAACCGCACUGUGGAUUGGGCCUUGGCUGAGUACAUGGCCCUUGGCUCCCUGCUUAAAGAAGGCAUUCACGUCCGUCUGAGUGGCCAGGACGUGGAGAGAGGGACCUUCAGCCAUCGCCAUCAUGUUCUCCACAACCAGAAUGUGGACAAGAAAACCUGUAUCCCAAUGAAUCAUCUGUGGCCCAACCAGGCUCCAUACACAGUGUGUAAUAGCUCCCUGUCAGAGUACGGUGUGCUCGGGUUUGAGUUGGGCUUUGCUAUGGCUAGUCCCAAUGCUUUGGUUCUCUGGGAGGCUCAGUUUGGGGAUUUCCACAAUACUGCACAGUGCAUCAUUGACCAGUUCAUCUGCCCUGGUCAGGCCAAGUGGGUGCGUCAGAACGGCAUCGUGUUGCUGCUCCCUCACGGCAUGGAGGGAAUGGGACCCGAACACUCGUCUGCUCGGCCAGAGAGGUUCCUGCAGAUGUGUAAUGAUGAUCCUGAUGUGGUCCCGAAAGUGACCGAUGACUUUGCCGUACGCCAGCUGUACGACUCCAACUGGAUUGUGGUGAACUGCUCCACCCCGGCCAACUACUUCCAUGUUCUCCGCAGGCAGAUCCUCCUGCCCUUCAGGAAGCCGCUGAUCAUCUUCACACCCAAAUCCCUGCUGCGUCACCCUGAUGCCAAGUCCAGCUUUGAUGCCAUGUUCUCAGGUACGGAGUUCCUGCGAGCUAUUGUUGAGGAGGGACCGGCAGCUCAGAGCCCGGAGCAGGUGAAGAGGCUGCUGUUCUGCACUGGGAAAGUGUACUAUGAGCUGGCAAAGGAGCGUAAGAGCAGAGGGAUGGAGGCGGAGGUCGCUAUCACCAGGCUGGAGCAGCUGUCCCCCUUCCCCUUUGACCUGGUAGAUCAGGAGGCGGGGAAGUACAGCCAGGCUGAGCUGGUGUGGUGUCAGGAGGAGCAUAAAAACCAGGGUUACUACGAGUACGUCAAGCCUCGCAUCCGCAGCACCACACACCGUACCCGGCCCGUCUGGUACUGUGGGCGAGAGCCAGCCUCGGCCCCUGCCACCGGCAAUAAGAACACACACCUACACGAGCUGAAGCGCUUCCUGGACACCAGCUUCAACCUGGAAUCCUUCAAACACCUGGAAAACUAACCUCUCCUCUCGGAUCACCUUCUGUUCUCACUCUGAGGGACAUAGACUGUGCAUGCUACUGAGCUCUUUGGCGGGUGGGGUGGGGGGGACGUUUUGGGGGCUUUCACUUCAAAUAGAGAAAACAUACCUCGAAUCAGUGCAGGAAUUAUGAGGGGGGAGGGAAAAAUGUGUAUAAACAGGCCACCGGUGUGCUUUCCUUUCCAACGCCCGGCCCCCUCUCUCUCACGGCGGGGGAGGGGAGGAACUAGGCAAACAGGGCGGUUGAAAAGGCAGGAAAUUUUAGUGGUUUGUACAUUUUUGUGAAUAAGGAAUUUUUUUCUAUUUCUGAACUAGCCGUAGACUGCCUCGCCUCCCCCCCCCCAACCCCCCUUCUUUUCAUGGCUGAAUCAGGCUCUGAUUUUAGCGCCCACACACCCCAAUCACCCGCAACCUCCCCUCCUCUCUCCCCCCCACCCCCCACCCCCCCCCCCCCCCGCUACUGGGUAACCAGAAAUGUUCUUGGUCCUUGACUUGUGAGGAGAGAGAGAAGGGAAGACAAUGACAACAACAACGCACUUUUCAUCCAAUGCUUCUAGGAGGGAGAGGGAGAGAGAGAUGGUGAGGGGGAGGGGGGAGGCGUUGGCAGGGAGGGGAGGGGGGGAAAUCCUUAUAUCUCGAUCACCACUUCUGGGAGCGAGCUGCCAGUGCAAAAACUGAUUUAUUUAUUUUGGUACCAGAUAAAGUUUUCAACUGAAUUUUAGCUUCAUCAAUAAAGUCACUCCUUGUCAUGCAAACUCAA